Messenger RNA from Ramularia collo-cygni, 2451 nucleotides. Its product is annotated as related to alpha-L-rhamnosidase A. The record is from RefSeq and is a predicted model, not a curated record. NCBI's taxonomy places the organism in Eukaryota, Fungi, Ascomycota, Dothideomycetes, Mycosphaerellales, Mycosphaerellaceae. The transcript has 2 exons. Bases 1 to 2451 code for a protein of 816 amino acids. Gene Ontology annotation, biological process: carbohydrate metabolic process.
AUGGGUUUCUCUCAACUGGCCCUGCUGGCUUGCCUGACAGUUGCAGAAGCGGCAAUAAUACCAAGUUCCCGGUCACUGCAUCCUGUGCAACGAGCAAAUGACAGCUUGCCGGCGAUAUUUGGUUCAAAUGAUACUACUACCCUCAAAGGGACUACUACGGCUCCGGGCGUGGUUGUCCUUGACUAUGGGGCUAAUGUCGAGGGCCAUCCCACUUUCGAAGUCCUUUCAGCUGCUGGCGACACUUCUGGUCUAGAGAUCACGUAUAGCGAGACUAAAGCGGUACUGGACAGUUUCUACACCAGCGAUGGUCCAAUCGCUUUGGCWGCAGCUAUGGACAACUACAGAGUCAAUCAGUAUAAUGUCACUGGGCCCAUGAUACAUACCAAUCGACUCAUUCAGGGAGGCUUCAGAUACCAGAAGCUCAACCUCUCGACAACAGGCGAACUGGUAUUGAAGAACGUCGGUGUGAAGCCCACAAUCCCGAACACAUCCCUUGAUCAACUGCCGGGAUACUUUGAGACCUCGGACGAGGACCUCAAUCAAAUUUGGAAGGUUGGAGCGCGAACCGUUCAACUAAACGACAUUCCCGCGAAAUCUAUUCCUGUGUUCUGGCAGGUCUCUUCCGAAGGUUCCUUGGUAGAGAGCCAAGCCCCUCAAGUUCUGUCAGGCAGCGUCGCUGCUACGUUGAUGAGUUACCAGCUUGUAUUCGAAGUCAAACCUAUUGCCAAAGGACUAGGAUUCUCUGUUCUGGCUGACACUCUCAACUCAGGAAUUUAUAUCUUCUGCAAUAUAGAUAAUGGAUCGAUCUCAGCACACUUCGGAUCCACCGAGGAUUCUCCUCCACUUGCAGUCGCAAAAUUGCCAGCAAACAUAACCCUUGGUACCUGGCACGAAGUGGAAGCCACUGUGGAUAUGAAUAACAUAGCCGUAUCUUUCAACAAGGUUCCAGUUCUUCAAUUUUCGCAGACGUCUGCAUUUGUCGGAUCCUUUGGAUUGGGCGCGUCAUUCGGUCACUCUGCCGUUUUCCGCAACUUGUCUGCUAUGACUCCGACAGGUCUAUCCAUUUAUUCAGCAUCUUUGACAGAUGAGGCUUUCUUGCCCGACUUUCUGAUGGGUACGAAUCCGCAGGAUACAACGGUUGACGGCUCGAAACGCGACCGGAUUGCGUAUKCAGGCGAUCUGGAUAUUGCGCUCGUGUCCUCGCUGUCGAGUACUAAUGGCAUCAGUUACAUCAAAGGCACGCUCGAUCUUCUCGGUUCCUAUCAAUUAACCCCAGGAUUCUUCGCUCCCACAGCAAAGAUCCAACWAGAACCACUUUCUACUYCGAUUGAUGCCAAUGUUACUGGCCUGAUUGGCUACUCUUUCAACCUCCUCACCGCAGCUGCAAACUUCUACAUGCGCACUGGCGAUGUCGAUAUACCAAAGGAGUGGGCACCCAGAGCUGUACGCAUGUUGGAAUGGGCACACUCUCAAGUUCUGCCCGAAAGUGGGUUAUUGAACAUCACCAACCCUGCCUUAGGCGGCGACUGGAAUUAUUACGAUCCGACACAGGCGGGUGUUGUCACAAAGUUCAACAUGGUCUACGCAUACGCACUUCAGGAGUGCAUCAGGCUUCUUGCAGAUGGUGGCAUCGACACCGAGCCAUACAUUGCCCGCCUUGAUGCUCUGCGGAUCGCGAUUGACCAGAACCUUUGGUCGAAUGAACUCAAUGCCUACUACCUCUCACAGUCCAUCGAGAAUGGCUUCGGACAGGACUCGAAUGCUCUGGCCAUUCUCGCUGGUGUGACCAAGUUCAACCACACUUCAUCCCGCGUUCUGAGUACCCUCAAGCAGCUUUCAACACCAAAAGGUCCUCUUGCUUUCUCGAAUGGAACUAUCAAAGCUGGGUUCUCGGAGUUCAUCAGUCCCUAUGCAAGUGCCUAUCACCUUCGUGCCGCACUUGAGGCCGACGAUGGCGAGACCGCCAUGGAUCUGCUUAAAAGCCUAUGGGGGCCAAUGGCCGACCCCCAGGGAGUCAACUACACCGGAUGCUUCUGGGAGACCUUGGACGCAGCCGGUGCGCCUGCACUUGGGAGGGUGACUAGCCUCUGCCACGGUUGGGCUGCAGGUCCCACUGGGGAGCUCAGCGAUCAUGUCUUGGGAGUGAAGCCCGUAACUCCAGGUUACACCGAAUGGCGAGUCGCUCCAGUUACGCUUGACCUGAAGUGGGCUAGGGGUAGAGUCCCCGUGCCAGGGGGUGAGAUCUCCGUCGCUUGGAAUGCUACAAGGUGUGUCAUAACCAGGUUAGAAGUGACAAGCCCCAACUGCACUAUGGGCACGGUCAUCCUACCUCUGUCAUCGCAAGACGGAUAUAUUGGAGGUGCUUUCAAGGUGAAUGGGGAGGUCGUGGCGAGAAACACGACCUUCCAAAUUACAGGGGGAAAGCCUUUUGUCCUUACAUAUGAUGUCUAG